Neodiprion fabricii is the source of this 1361-nucleotide messenger RNA. Its product is annotated as zinc finger HIT domain-containing protein 2. Bases 418 to 1323 code for a protein of 301 amino acids. NCBI's taxonomy places the organism in Eukaryota, Metazoa, Arthropoda, Insecta, Hymenoptera, Diprionidae. The transcript is spliced from 5 exons. The record is from RefSeq and is a predicted model, not a curated record.
CAGAACAGACACAUGUGACUCAACACGACAUGGAAGACAUGGUCUAGCCUAACCUAUCCUAACCUAGUACAACACGAUUGUUCGUAAGUGCGGAACAAACUGGCAAUUAAACGGACCAGAAUAGACUAACAACAACUCAUAAUACGGAGAUAGUACGAAUAUCUAAUUUGAAAACAAUAAAAUGGAGAGCAACUCAUCGAAAGAAAACUACAUCAAAUUAUGUAAAAUCAAUAAGAAUUCUUUUACAGAUGCGAUCACAAUGUGCACAAAUAUCUGUGCCCCAGGUGUGGUAUAGAAUAUUGUUCCGUCGUUUGUUACAAAUCUGACAAACAUUCGGAAUGUUCAGAGAGCUUCUACAGAGGUUGUGUUGAGGAGGAAUUAAAAUUCAAUGAAAAAGACCCGGAAACCAGGAGAAAGAUGCUGGAAAUUUUGCAGAGAAUGCACGAGGAACACGCGAAUGACAUGGAAGACAUGGAGGAGCUAGCGCACCAACAAUUGGACUCUGACGACGAUGACGAAGUGCCAGAUUUGUCUGAUCGUUUACGAAAUAUUGAUUUGGAUGACGCUGAUUCUGUCUGGGCUGCUUUGACCGACGGUGAGAAACAAGAAUUUGAAACUUUACUAUGCAAUGGUGAGAUGGAGAAACUGUUACCUCCAUGGAAGCCUUGGUGGUCUUACCGAGCAAACGCGAAACUAGUGGAAGAUCUGAGUAAAACAAGCAAGGCAUUUGAUUACCAACAAAACUGCCCACGGAUAAAAAAUAUCAAACACUAUAAUGAGAUAUCGAAAGUACCACCAGCUGAAUGUGUGAAAAAUAACGUAUUGAACGUCCUGCACGCUUACGCUUUUACCGCUUUAUAUUUCAAUGGUGACCAUCACAAUUUUCCUAGGGAAGCAAUAUCUAUACUUACAGAACUUUCCAAUAAUCUCAGAGAAAAUGAAGUUUUCAUUAAAGCUGAUCUAGCCAUUGAAUCUGUUUCCCAACAGGCAAUGAAUUGUCGUACGCUCGUCGCUGACCCGGAAAACAUAUCGGCGACAAAGAAUGCAUGCACUUGUAUUCUGCAAGGACCUGAAGAUUCAAACAAGUAUUUCUAUGUGAAAGCGGCCUUUUCUGACCUACACAAACUUUUUUCAAAAUGUACGGUGCCAAGCAAACCAAAGGACACUCCCAAAUGCACCAGCAAGGAAUUCUCCAAACGAUUUCCUGAUCAUGGUGCAAUUUCUGCAACGGAAAUACCUCGAAAUAAGUUGAAACUUUAUUUGAAAAAAAUCGAAUACUAUCUUUCUUGGGUUGAAACCUAUGGCUCGAACCUGUACACGUAGGCUUAACAUAUGAGAAUAAAACUAUUUAUAUAAUCCAA